This is a messenger RNA of Teleopsis dalmanni, 545 nucleotides long. Its product is annotated as 60S ribosomal protein L18a-like. The coding region runs from base 70 to 486 and encodes 138 amino acids. The transcript is spliced from 2 exons. NCBI's taxonomy places the organism in Eukaryota, Metazoa, Arthropoda, Insecta, Diptera, Diopsidae. Gene Ontology annotation, cellular component: cytosolic large ribosomal subunit; ribosome. The record is from RefSeq and is a predicted model, not a curated record. Gene Ontology annotation, molecular function: structural constituent of ribosome. Gene Ontology annotation, biological process: translation.
UUCAAAUUAUACUUCAGUGGUAAAUGCGGAUAAUAUUGUUUGGCAUUUUGUGUUUGAUUGGCUUCCGGAAUGGAUAUCAGCAAAGAGUUAAAGGAAUACAGGGUUACUGGCCGCAAAUGGUUAACUAAAAAAAGGAAGGAGUCGGUUAAUUUCCAAAUGAACGUCUUCGCCUCAAACAAAGGUGAUGCAGAAACUGCUUUUUGGUACUAUGCCAUUAAUAUGGAGGAUAUUAAGAGGAAAUAUGCAGAUCUUAUUUCAUGUAAGCGCAUUCGUGGAUCAACUCGUAGAAAGAAAAAGUUUGCAUUUUGGAUCACCUAUGGUAAACGUACUGGUUUCAAAGACACAACUAUGGUACAGAGAAAUUAUUGCGUCAAUAAGGCUUGUACGCAAUUAUUAUGGCGUUUGGGCGCCCGUCGUCGUGCUGCGGCAAGUUUCAAGGCGAUUUUUGAUAUGGAUACUGGAUUUAUUAGCGGAGACAAUUUGUAAAAUAUUAAUUUCCUAUAUUAAGUAAUUCAGUUAUGAAUAAAGUUGAACAUUAAAAAUUA